GCCCCAACACGAGCUGGGGCUGGGGGCAGGCCUGUGGGGCACCCACUAAGCACUGUGGGAAGGUGCUGUUUGGGCCCGUGGGGGAGGAGCUGGCAGGACCCUCUCCAGGCCACAUUCCACGCGUGGCCAAGGCUGAGCAGGGAGCAGCGAGGUUCCCCACCCAGGUUUGAGCAGCUGUCUGCAGCGGGAAGGUGUGUCUGUACAUUCGUGUGUUACAUUUGUUACAGUGGAGUCAGUGUGGAUACAUUAUUAGCCAGGCCCCUGGUUUUCAUGUGGUGCUGGAUCCUACAGGAUGGUCUCCGCGCUCCACCUACUUGUCCCUUUUAACCCGUCGCUGCCCCUCGCUUGGUCCUCCCCACGGGUGGGGGUGGGCAGCAGGUGUGACCUGCACCUCUGCCUGCUCCGCGCCCCCACCCUUGGCUGGAGCAGGGCCUCUGCACUCUGAGGAUCUCCCUGGUGUGGAGGCUACAUUUCAGUUUCCUCAACUAAAAGGGAUGAGAGAAGAAACCCUAGAAGAACCUGGUGCAUGCGCUCCUGGCUGCACCUGGUUGCUCCUGGCCUGUGGAAUCCACACGUCCCCGCUGGGCUGCCCUCUGACGGGGCUGCCGCCCUGUGUCCUGCAGCACUCACGUGUGGACCCCGAGGAGCUCUUCACGAAGCUGGACCGCAUUGGCAAGGGCUCCUUCGGAGAGGUGUUCAAGGGCAUCGACAACCGCACCAAGGAGGUGGUGGCCAUCAAGAUCAUCGACCUGGAGGAGGCCGAGGACGAGAUUGAGGACAUCCAGCAGGAGAUCACUGUGCUCAGCCAGUGCGACAGCCCCUACAUCACCCGAUACUUUGGCUCCUACCUGAAGAGCACGAAGCUGUGGAUUAUCAUGGAGUACCUGGGCGGCGGCUCUGCGCUGGACCUGCUGAAGCCGGGCCCCCUGGAGGAGACCUACAUUGCUACCAUCCUGCGGGAGAUCCUGAAAGGCCUGGACUACCUGCACUCGGAGCGCAAGAUCCACAGAGACAUCAAAGCUGCCAACGUGCUGCUCUCAGAGCAGGGUGAUGUAAAGCUGGCGGACUUCGGGGUGGCAGGGCAGCUCACAGAUACGCAGAUCAAGAGGAACACAUUUGUGGGCACUCCCUUCUGGAUGGCACCUGAAGUCAUCAAGCAGUCGGCCUACGACUUCAAGGCCGACAUCUGGUCGCUGGGGAUCACAGCCAUCGAGCUGGCCAAGGGCGAGCCUCCGAACUCUGACCUCCACCCCAUGCGUGUCCUGUUCCUGAUUCCCAAGAACAGCCCCCCCACGCUGGAGGGCCACCAUAGCAAGCCCUUCAAGGAGUUUGUGGAGGCCUGCCUCAACAAGGACCCCCGAUUCCGGCCCACUGCCAAGGAGCUCCUGAAACACAAGUUCAUCACGCGCUACACCAGGAAGACCUCCUUCCUGACUGAGCUCAUUGAUCGCUACAAGCGCUGGAAGUCCGAGGGCCACGGCGAGGAGUCCAGCUCCGAGGACUCCGACAUUGAUGGAGAUGCUGAGGAUGGAGAACAGGGCCCCAUAUGGACGUUCCCCCCCACCAUCCGGCCAAGCCCGCACAGCAAGCUGCACAAGGGGACGGCUCUGCACGGCCCCCAGAAGGCUGCGGAGCCGGUCAAGAGGCAGCCGCGGUCCCAGUGCCUGUCCACACUUGUCCGGCCUGUCUUCGGAGAGCUCAAAGAGAAGCACAGGCAGAGCGGCGGGGGCGUGGGGGCCCUGGAGGAGCUGGAGAAUGCUUUCAGCCUGGCCGAGGAGUCCUGCCCUGGCAUCUCCGACAAGCUGAUGGCUCACCUGGUGGAGCGGGUGCAGAGGUUUUCACACAACAGAAAUCACCUGCCGUCCACCCGCUAAAGCUGCUGUUUGUGCAGAGGGGAGAGAGGGGCCUUGUUUUGAGCUCUGUACAGAUGCACUGACUUGGAACCCCUUGUGGGACAAGCCCCCCACCUGUGCCGAGGGCUGUCCCGCUUCCACUUCCCUUCCCGCUGGGCUGAGGUCACCUGGCAGCAAAGACUCAUGGAGGACUGUGCAGCCCUGGGGGUGGCCGGCGCAGCCUCCUCCACUCCCCUUGGCACGGCCGUCCCCUCCUUGGGCUUGCGGCCACUGGAACUGAGGCGGGGAGGCUGUCGGGCAGAUCAGCCUUCUCUGCUCGCCCUUCCUUCCCACCCGGGGCCCACGCUGGCCCACAGUGGUUGUAGAUUUGCCUUGUGGUGUUGGAUCAGGUACCGUGUCUUCUUGUAAGUACGCGUCAGCCAGAAUGUUUAAGAAAACCCAACUUCCUUGCUUCCCCUAUACUCUCGAGGUUAAGGUGUUAGUUUUCAUAGGACAUUGAGAAGCUCCUGCCACUUUCAAUAAAGACCUGAAUUGAA
Miniopterus natalensis is the source of this 2389-nucleotide messenger RNA. It is a transcript of the gene STK25, whose product is annotated as serine/threonine kinase 25. Gene Ontology annotation, molecular function: ATP binding; protein serine/threonine kinase activity. The record is from RefSeq and is a predicted model, not a curated record. NCBI's taxonomy places the organism in Eukaryota, Metazoa, Chordata, Mammalia, Chiroptera, Miniopteridae. Gene Ontology annotation, cellular component: cytoplasm; Golgi apparatus. Gene Ontology annotation, biological process: protein phosphorylation.